Molecule: messenger RNA, 2522 nt
Organism: Vicugna pacos (alpaca)
Lineage: Eukaryota; Metazoa; Chordata; Mammalia; Artiodactyla; Camelidae
Gene: PVR
Product: PVR cell adhesion molecule
Biological process (GO): positive regulation of natural killer cell mediated cytotoxicity directed against tumor cell target; positive regulation of T cell receptor signaling pathway; homophilic cell-cell adhesion
Cellular component (GO): apical junction complex; focal adhesion; plasma membrane
Molecular function (GO): cell adhesion molecule binding
Source: RefSeq, a predicted model, not a curated record
GACUCAGCCUGCGCACCAGGAGCCGGGCGGGGACAGGGCGCCCUAGUCUUCCUCUAAGCCAGUCUGCGGAGGGAAGAAGCCGAACUUCCCCUCCCUGCCCCCAGGCCCCGGCGGCGGAGCGCGGCCGCGAUUCCCGGGCAGGAGCGGCGGAAUCAGGGCCGCCGGCGGCGGCGCGGCCACAGCGAGCGGACGCCGGGUUAGUGGAGAAGGCGGCGCGCCCAGCAUGGCUCAAGCCGUUCUCUUAGCUUGGCCACGGCUGCUGAUACCCCUGCUGUCUCUGUUCUGGUGGCGCACGGGAGCCGAGACUGAGGUGGUCAGUGUACUGGCCCCUGCCCAGGUGCACGGCUUCCUGGGCGACACCGUGAAGCUGCCAUGCAAAUUACAGCUCAUGGAGGAUAAAGUGACAGUGACUCAGGUGACUUGGACCCGGCAGAAGCCGACGGAGGCCAUCCGCAGCGUGGCAGUCUUCCACCCUACCCAGGGCCCCAGUUUCCCCGAGCCCGGGCGGUUGGAGUUUGUGGCCGCCAAGCCAGGAGAGGAGCUACGGGACGCGUCGCUGGCCUUGCGGGGGUUGGGCGCAGAGGAUGAGGCCAACUACACCUGCCAGUUCGCCAUGUUCCCUCAAGGCGGCAGGAGCGCCCGAACCUGGCUCCGGGUGCUGGCCAAACCCCAGAACAAGGCUGAGACCCAGGAGGUCCCACUCAGCCCACUCGGCCCAGAGCCUGUGCCUGUGGCCAGCUGUGUCUCCACGGGGGGUCGCCCGCCUGCCCACAUCUCCUGGUCCUCGCACCUGGACAGGAAGGCAAAUAAGAGCCAGGUGCCAGGGCCCCUGCCCGGCACCUUCACCGUCAUCAGCCUCUUAACCUUAACACCUUCAAGCCAGAUGGAUGGCGAGAACGUCACGUGCAGAGUGGAGCAUGAGAGUCUGGAGGAGCCGGCGUUGCUGCCUGUGAUCCUCAGCAUGCCCUAUUCCCCUGAGGUUUCCAUCUCUGGCUAUGAUGACAACUGGUACCUUGGCCUCCGUGGGGCCACCCUGCACUGUGACGUCCGCAGCAAACCAGAGCCCACGGGCUAUAACUGGAGCACGUCCACGGGACCCCUGCCACCCUCUGCUGUGGCCCAGGACACCCAGCUCCUGAUCCACACCGUGGAUGAAUCCAUCAACACGACUUUCAUCUGCCUUGUCACCAACGCCCUGGGGACGGGCCAGGCAGAACUGACAGUCCUGGUCAGAGGACUUCCUAGGGAGCAACCACAUUCGGGCUUGCCUCCUUGGAAAAUUAUCCUCCUGACUCUGGGAAUCCUGGUUGUUCUGGCCUUGUCCCUAUUCAUUUAUCGCUGGCGAUGCAGAAGCCUCUGUCACAAACGGCGCAGCCCCUCUGCUAAUGGCAAGGUCUCCUAUUCAACUGUGGACAGUAAAGACAGCUCUCCCCAGGAUCCGCCAACAGAGAGCACAAGGUGACAGCAUCAGGACCGAAUGGAGAGAGAGACUGCAGCUGGUGAGGAUGUGGGUCUCACAGCCAGACCCCGCCUCAGUAGAUGAAAUCUCCCUCCAAAGAGACCCUCCCCGAGCCAGACCUCAAGAAUGUCCCUUCUUACGUGCAAGUUCAGGGGUCCCCAAGACCACCUUCAGGUCGAAUCAUUCACUACAAGGACUCACAGAACUCAGGAAUGCUGUUGUACUCAUGGAUACUCAGUUACAGUUUAUUUCACUGGAAGUAUGAGAUUAAGGUCAGCAAUGUGAAAAGGCUUGCAGGGAAGGGUCUUGGAGAGACUGCACACAAGCUUCCAGUUGUCCACUCCCUGUGGAGUCAUGUGGACAACACUUACUUCUCCCAGCGAUGAUGUAUGACAACACACACACAAUACUGCCAACCAGAAUAGCUCAUCUCAGCCUUGGUUUCCAGGGUUUUUAUUGGGGGUCAAUCGUAUAGACACAACUGACCACCCACAUAGCUGACUUCAGUCUCUAGCACCAACAUAGGUCAGGCUAAUAUACUGUGGUCCAAGGCCCCCACCACAAAGUACACUGCUGGCACAGACUAUCCAGUGUGGCCCACGGCCACAGGUCAACAAAGACUCCUAUCAACCAGCACAUUCCAAGAGCUUAGAGGUUACUUCCCAGGAGCCAAGGGCAAAGGGCUAGGUAUCUUUUUGAACAAACUUAAUCCUUUCCUGCAUAGCAGAACCACACAGAAUGCUCCAACUACUGAAGAUUUUUUCAUAAGAAUCUGAUCUCUGGUCUUGAACUUCUAAAUCUCUGUAUAAUAUGGAAUGUCUGUAGUUACAAGAAAUAGCGAUGGACCGUUAUCACCAGAAGAGAACCAAAGGCUGGAGCCCAGCUGCCCGAGGCUGCCCAAGGAGCCAGCACAACUGGUGGUCAUGACCUUAGAGGCUGUCUGUUCCAAGCACCUUCUGCCAAGACUCAGCCCCAGGAGAACAUCUGUAGCCAGGGUGCUAAUAUUGACAAGAUGCUGGCAACCCAUCAAGGUAAAGCACGAAGUUGUUUCCAAAACAAGGAG